AUGUCAAUCGAAGCUUCACCGGAUCUGGAUCACAAACGGAGUCCGGCGGCUCCGGCCAUGUCGCCGCCUCGAGAAGCCGCCUCUACUAGCUCCGGUGAAGUUUCCGUUCAGUUCGAGAAAGAUGCUGCGGAGGUUGCUGCCGCCGUUCCGCUCUCAAAUGGCGGCAGCAGCUCUUCAGGCAAUUUAGGGGCGAAUUUUUCUAGGGUAAACACAACGCCUCCGGAAUUUUUGAGCUCUGAGAAGCUGAAUCUGCCUUUGGUGUUGGAGCGAUCGAAAACCGAGAGGCAGAGGCGCAAUAAUGUACUUGCUAAAGAGGCUGCUCAGAUCUUUGACGAUCGUAUGCCUGUGCAACAGAAGCUCAAAUUGUUGAACAGAAUAGCUACAGUCAAACAUGAUGGAACUGUAGAAUUUGAAGUUCCAGUAGAUGUUGAACCUCAAAAUCUUGGAGUUGGAAACGGAAGUGUGUACGGUGAAGUGGAUGACGAGCCACCUGAUGCAACAGAACUUCAGGAUAUUCCUCCACUGCAAAUCGUAAUGCUUAUUGUUGGAACUCGGGGAGAUGUACAACCAUUUGUUGCAAUUGGAAAGCGGCUACAGGAUUAUGGCCAUCGUGUCAGAUUGGCCACUCAUUCCAAUUUCAAAGAGUUUGUGUUGACCUCUGGCUUGGAAUUCUAUCCCCUUGGUGGUGACCCCAAAGUUCUUGCAGGAUACAUGGUUAAAAACAAAGGGUUUUUGCCUUCUGGGCCUUCAGAAAUACCUGUACAAAGAAAUCAAAUGAAGGAAAUAAUUUAUUCCCUACUUCCAGCAUGCAAAGAGCCUGACAUCGAUUCUGGGAUUCCUUUCAAGGCAGAUGCAAUCAUUGCUAAUCCUCCAGCAUAUGGGCAUACACAUGUUGCAGAAGCAUUAAAAAUACCAAUUCAUAUAUUUUUCACCAUGCCAUGGACGCCAACCAGUGAAUUCCCCCAUCCUUUAUCUCGUGUAAAGCAAUCAGCAGGAUAUAGAUUAUCCUAUCAGAUUGUUGACUCCUUGAUUUGGCUUGGAAUAAGAGACAUGAUAAAUGAUGUUAGGAAAAAAAAGCUGAAGUUACGACCUGUCACAUACUUGAGUGGAUCACAGGGCUCCGAGUCUAAUAUCCCGCAUGGAUAUAUUUGGAGCCCACACCUUGUCCCUAAACCAAAAGAUUGGGGACCAAAGGUUGAUGUGGUUGGGUUUUGCUUUCUUGAUCUUGCAACAAAUUAUGAGCCGCCAGAGUCACUUUUGAACUGGCUGAAAGCUGGUCCAAAGCCUAUUUAUAUCGGAUUUGGCAGCCUUCCUGUUCAAGAACCGGAAAAGAUGACACAAAUUAUUGUUGAAGCUUUAGAAAUAACUAAACAAAGGGGCAUCAUUAACAAAGGCUGGGGUGGCCUUGGAAAUUUGGCCGAAGAAAAGGACUUCGUAUAUCUGCUGGAUAACUGCCCUCAUGACUGGCUUUUCUUGCAAUGUGCUGCUGUGGUGCAUCAUGGGGGUGCUGGAACAACGGCUGCCGGUCUAAAAGCUGCGGUAAUGAUUUACUACAUGAAUUAG
Molecule: messenger RNA, 1563 nt
Organism: Striga hermonthica
Lineage: Eukaryota; Viridiplantae; Streptophyta; Magnoliopsida; Lamiales; Orobanchaceae
Source: the annotation of a GenBank genome assembly